UCACAGACCCACCUCCUCCCAGGUUGACAGUGAGUCCUGAAGUCAUCAGGGAUACAGACACAGUUCAGCUGAGAUGUCACACUUCUCAAUCUACCUCUGUGUCUCAGUGUUACUUCUACAUAGAGGAAAGACAACAUCUCCAACAAACCACAUCCUGUCAACAGUCACUCACAGGGACCAAGCUGCUUGAAUGGGCAGGUCAACGUAGAACCACCAAGGUCAACAUGAGAUGUAUCUACUAUGCUGUAGAGAUGUCUAUCUACUCUCCUUACAGUGACCCUGUCUCAGUCACUCUCCUGGACCUCCCUCCUCCCAGGCUGACAGUGAGUUCUACAGUCAUCAGAGAGAGAGACUCAGUUCAGCUGAGCUGUCAGACUCCUCCAUCUGUCUCUGUGUCUCAGUGUUACUUCUACACAGAGGGGAGAGAUCCUAAACCCUCACCCUGUACGAGGUCACUCACAGGGGCUGAGCUGCUCUUGUGGGCAGGUGAACGUUUAUCUGCUGAGAUCAAACUGAGAUGUUUUUACACAGUAGAGGCUCACUAUCCAUCGACGCACAGUCAUCCUGCUCCUAUCACUAUUCUUGGUGAACUUCAGAAACCAGACAUUAGUGUCAAUGACGAAUCUUCUCAUGACAUCACCAUUAUUUGUGUACUUCCUGAGUCUGUCAGUGAUGGUCAUAGCUGUAACCUGUACACUGGAGACCAGACUCAGGCCUACAAAGAGGCUUGGGUCAGGAGAUUUAACACAGCAUUAUCCAAACUAUUCUGUACCUUCACUGUUACUAAGAAUGAUCUGUUCAGGCAUCUGCAGUUGGAGAGAGAUGUGAGCUGUGACUAUAGAGUGAACACAGGAUCACCCUCUCUGUCUCCCCGCAGUGAUAAAUACAUUAUUAUAGGUCAGAAACCAAAUAUUACAGUCAGUCUGAAAGAGAACUUCAUCAUCACCUGUUUAAUUCCUGGCUCUGUCAGUAAUGACACCACCUGUAACCUGUAUGUUGGAGAGCAGAGUAAGCGUAUUUUUAGAGCACACAUCAGGAAGAAGAAACACACAGAUUCCAAUUGCUGCUUCUGUCAAUUCUCUGUGGUUGAGAGUGAUCUGAUCAGACGUCUUCAGACAGUGAAACGUAAGGAGGUGAGCUGUGACUACAGAGUGAGCUCAGGACCAAACUCUCUCUCUCCACGCAGUGAUGGGUACAGCUUUACAGUGGGUUUGACUCCAGGUCCUAGAUCUACUUUGCCUCCCAGCACAACAGUGAGUCCUACAGAAGUUUCAACUGUUACUUCUACUUUGACCCCAGACACCACAGUGACAGCAACUUCCAGUUUGACCUCUCCUUUGACCCCCAGCACGGCAGUGAACCCUACAUCAGCAGUUUCGACUGUUACUUCUACUUUGACCCCUGACAUCACAGUGAGACCAACUAGUUUGACCUCUCCUUUGGCCCCCAGCACAGCAGUGAAUCCUACAUCAGAUUUGACUGUUAGUCCUACCUUGACAACUGACACCCCAAAGAGUCCAACUGAGAGUGAGUCUGGCCACACGAUUUCUGUUUAUUGGUGUUGA
Messenger RNA from Salmo salar (Atlantic salmon), 1565 nucleotides. NCBI's taxonomy places the organism in Eukaryota, Metazoa, Chordata, Actinopteri, Salmoniformes, Salmonidae. The record is from RefSeq and is a predicted model, not a curated record.